Molecule: messenger RNA, 3614 nt
Organism: Pseudophryne corroboree (corroboree frog)
Lineage: Eukaryota; Metazoa; Chordata; Amphibia; Anura; Myobatrachidae
Product: serotransferrin-A-like
Exons: 17
Coding region: 336-2342 (668 amino acids)
Biological process (GO): iron ion transport
Cellular component (GO): recycling endosome; early endosome; plasma membrane
Source: RefSeq, a predicted model, not a curated record
CAAUUAUGUUUUGAUGGGCGAGAGGGCGGGGCUUCGGAUGGGCAUGGGGGCGGAGCCUCGGAGAUAUCUUGACAGGAGGGUCUUGACAGGAGGCUGCUGUCUUUUAGGAGAGCUGGGUCCCUGGAUGUCAGAGCUGAGGGGGCAUGCAAACCAUGUGAGUAGCAGCCCACACCAGGCCCCGAGGUCUACUAUGGAAGAAGUUUCGCUGGUGCACCCUAUCUGAGGCUGAACAAAGAAAAUGUUCCCACCUGGCGCGGACUCUUCAGUCUGUGCUACCUUCAAACAACCCGUUUUCCAGGGUCUCCUGCGUCCGAGCGCAUAAUACACAGGAUUGUAUGAUCAAGAUCAAGGGAAACAAAGCAGAUGCGGUGUCCUUGGAUGCUGGAGAUGUCUAUACUGCCAUCAGAAAUUAUGACUUGGCAGUAGUAGCAAAGGAACAACAUGCAGAAGGGAGCUGCGUGUUUUCAGUCGCUGUUGCCCGUCGUGGCGACCUGAAUAUUCGGAAUUUAAGAGGAACCCGUUCCUGUCACAGUGGAGCCCGUUGGACAUCAGGUUGGAAUAUUCCUAUGGGAUUCCUGCUGUCCAAGAAUCUUCUAUAUUGGGAUGAAGAGGAGCCAUUGGCUAAAGUUGUCAGUGGUUAUUUCAAUGCAAGUUGUAUUCCUGGAAUUGGAGUCUCCUAUCCAAGCUUGUGUGAACUUUGCCAGGGAUACAAGUCUUAUGUACGGGAAAAGAAUCAAUUCUGUGAGACCAGCAGCAAUGAGCCAUUUUUUGCUUCUGAUGGUGCUUUCAGGUGUCUGAAGAGCCGUGCAGGGGAUGUUGCAUUCCUGGAUCACCUGAGUAUAAUGAGUGCAACAGAUUCAGAACUGGAGCAGUUUGAACUCCUAUGCCCAGAUGGAUCAACUGCCAGUCUUAAAUCUUACAAAUCCUGCAAUUUGGGGCAGGGUCCCAGCAAAGCCGUUGUCACCAGAGGACACAUGCAAAGAAUCACUAAGCGAUUUCUUACUUUGAUUCAGAAUUUAUUUGGUAGAGAUGGGAAACACAAGAGCCGCCUUUCUCUCUUCACAUCAGAAACCUUUGGUGGGCAGAAUCUUCUUUUUCAUGACUCUACACGAGGAUUGCAGGUGCUGGAAGAUGAUGUGGAGGUGACUGGGAUCCUUGGACUGGACUAUGUGGCUCUGUUAAAGGGCCUAGGUCACGAAGGUAUCUCUCUGGAUCAAAGCGUUAUCCGUUGGUGUUGUAUCAGUUCAGCCGAGCUGAGGAAGUGUGAAGACUGGGCGCUGAGAGUAAGGACAGAUCCACUGGUCUGUGUCCAAGCAACUUCUCUAUCUGGAUGCAUUGAGAUGAUCAAGGGCAAUGAGGCAGAUGCUGUGUCGUUAGAUGCUACUCAUGCAUACAUUGCUGCCAGUUGUGGUCUUCAGCCGGCAGCAGUGGAAUACUGGGGUGAACAUUCUGACUGUUUAACAGACCCACAUCAGCUGCUGCACCGCAUGUCAGAGAGAGGGUUCCCUGGUCUUUAUGCUCUGGCUGUCACAAAAAAAAACAUGAAAGCUGUAAGUCUCCUUGAUCUCGUCGGGCGUCGUUCAUGCCACGGUAAUAAAUACAGCCCUGCGGGGUGGCUUCUACUCUCCAGAUAUACAGUGCGGGCACCUGGAAAUCAAACCUGGGACUGUGACAUUAACACAGCUUAUGAAAACUAUUUCUGGAAGGGGUGCAUGCCCGGAGGAGAACAAGGCCUAUGCAAAGUGUGUGUGGGCUGGAAGGAGGGUGGCAGAGUCAAUGGGAGAUGUGCAGCCAAUCAUGAUGAGCGUUAUUACGGCAACAUGGGCGCCCUCAGGUGUUUAGUUGGAGACCCAGAUAGCCGCAGCUAUGGAGAUGUUGCAUUUUUGGAGCAUCACUCUGUAGAAGAUAACAUUGCAAAUCUGGAGAGCUCUGGUUGGGCUCAAGGUUUUAGCACUUCAGACUUUGAACUCUUGUGUCCAGAUGGUGAAAGAGUCCCACUAACAGACUGGAGCCACUGUAACUUGGGUGUCAUCCCACCCAACGUAGUGAUGACUCGUCCUUUAAUUGCGACCAAAAUCUAUGACUUCUUAAUUAAAUCUCAGGAAUAUCUUAGACAAGGUGAUGACUCCUCAUUUCAGCUCUUCAAAUCCUUCCAAGCCUAUGGAGAGGGUGAUCUACUUUUUAAAGAUUCAACAUCUUGCCUCCUUCCAGUUGGUCAUAGCGGGCUUCAAGAUAUACUAGGAGAAAGCUUCAUUGAGCUUGCAGACUCUGUGUUUGGCUGCACAAAAGCAGCUAUCUUAGAUUUCUGCAAUUCUGACAUAUGUGCAGACAUGACCAAUUAAUCAAGCAAUCUAACAGAGCAAACAAGUCAUCUGGUGUCUCAAAUCCAUUGUGAGGUUUUUCUGGCCUAUGUCUUUGUCUCUUGUAAUUGCUAUUUGCACGUUUGUGAUGAUUUAUGAUAAGUUGUGAAUUAAAAUUACUAUGGGCUCUGGGCUGUGCUAAAGUCAUGGCCUCUAUGUCAAAAUUCAGUAAUAGCUAACGUUACCAAAGGAAUUGCAAUACACUCUAAAUAUUUCUAGAAGCACAUUUGGGACAAUUUACUAAACUUUGACUUAUCACUAGGGUGGCCAAUCCCAGGAUCGUGAUCGGCGGGAUCCCUGGAUUUAGGCCAAAAAUAGGUCGGGAGUCAAUCCCGGGUUUGGAAGCUCCAAUCCCGGGGAUUGAGGGAUCAGGCAGCCCUUUAAUGCCGGGUAGCGUUGAGCGUCCUCAGGAUGAUCAACGCUGCCCGGCUCCCAGCUCCCCCUGCGCAGCGUGACCCCUGAUUCUGAGGUCACGCUGCGCAGUCACCAGCGGCCCGUCACCCGCCGCUGCUGAGACCAAUGGUACCUGUCGCCUCCUCCUGCUGACAACACAGCGCAGUCACCAGUAGCCCGUCACCUGCCGCCGCUGAGACCGAUGGUACCCGCCGCCUCCUAUGCAGACAACACAGCGCCCACAUGAAGUUUUCACACCCACCCACCCCUGCAGUAUGGUAAAUUGAUUUAUGUUUGCAGGAUGGGUGGGGAGAGGCGGGGCGGGCGGACACACAGUUAAGAAAGCCAAUCCCGGCAAUCCCGGGAUUGACCAUUUUUCAAUACCUGGGGUUGAAAAAAAUGGCCCGGAAUUGGCCGCCCUUCUUAUCACAGACCUUUAUUUUCAGUGGUUAUUACUGUGUGAUUAAAAACAUUAAUACUAUUAAGUGCAAGAGACACCUGGAUUUGCAUUGAAUGGUAUUAAUAAUAAUGAAUAGUGCAGGCAAAAUGUAGAUAAUAGGGGCUUUUCAACACGUUUAGUAAAUACAUCUCUUAUGAAGUUGAAUGGAAAAUAUUUUGGUUCCAUUACUGCCAUGUGAUUCCUACCAAAGUUCUCCUAUUUUAUUCCACAACCAUUUUACUUUCAGUGUUGUAAUUGUUUGACAACUACUUUAAUAAUGCACUUUUAUUUUUUUUAUACUAUAAAACUGCUUCUAACCUAAUUAAAAUGUAUCAUUGACAACAGUGAGCCAGAUUACAACUGCAGCUGAUUUACCUGUAUCUGAUGUGGCAUUAAGAAUAAAAAUUAUUUAAUACAUUUUA